Colius striatus (speckled mousebird) is the source of this 4778-nucleotide messenger RNA. RefSeq names its product GEN1 Holliday junction 5' flap endonuclease (gene GEN1). Lineage: Eukaryota; Metazoa; Chordata; Aves; Coliiformes; Coliidae. The transcript has 14 exons. The coding region runs from base 307 to 3165 and encodes 952 amino acids. The record is from RefSeq and is a predicted model, not a curated record. Gene Ontology annotation, molecular function: 5'-flap endonuclease activity; four-way junction DNA binding.
AACCACUAGGUCUGACCGAUUCUCCCAGAGUCUCUCGGGGUUCAGCCUAGGGUGUGAGUUUCUAGCCUCCAAAGGCUAGAUCGUCUUCACUGAGGGGGUGUUGGGGGCCUCUGGCUGCUACGGCCUCGGACGCGCCGGCGUUUGCUCUCGUUCUGGGAGAACGGCCCCUUUGCCGUAAAUUGAGGGUCGGGGUGUUAAGCCUGCAGUUCUCUUAGAGGCCUCCAAAAGACUGUUCACCUCGCAGGGGGUUAUGGAAGUGUCUGUUUAUGAUAAAACAUUCACUCUGACAACAAAGAAGUUAGAACAAUGGGAGUGACUAACCUGUGGCAAAUCCUUGAGCCUGUGAGACAACCGGUCAACUUGAGCACUCUCAAAGGAAAAACACUUGCUGUUGAUUUAAGUCUGUGGGUUUGUGAAGCGCAGACCGUUAAAAAAAUGAUUGGAGUAGUUACUAAGCCACAUCUGAGAAACCUAUUUUUUCGGUUUGCUUUCUUUACAUCAAUGGGAAUUAAACUAGUGUUUGUCAUGGAAGGAGAGGCCCCCAAGUUGAAAGCAGACACCAUGAGUAAAAGGAACGAGAUGCGCUACGGACCUUCAAAGAAGAAUGGAGCUGCACGGACAGGUAGAUCUUCAUUUAAAUCCAUGUUAAAAGAGUGUCUCGAACUACUGGAGUGUUUGGGUGUCCCUUGGGUUCAAGCAACUGGGGAAGCAGAAGCAAUGUGUGCCUACCUAAAUGCAAAAGGACAUGUUGAUGGCUGUAUUACCAAUGAUGGAGAUGCCUUCUUAUAUGGAGCUCAAACAGUUUACAGGAAUUUUGCCAUGAAUGCUAAGGAUCCACAUCUUGACUGUUACACAAUGUUCUCUAUUAAGGAGAAACUUGGUUGUGACAGAGAAUCUUUGAUUGGGCUAGCUGUUCUACUAGGUUGUGAUUAUCUUCCAAAGGGUGUUCCAGGAGUUGGGAAAGAACAAGCUUUAAAGUUAAUUGAGACUUUGCAAGGUCAAAACUUAUUGCAAAGAUUUGAACGAUGGAAAGAACAAUUUCAGAAUAAUAAUAAUGCACCUUUGGCUGUUAAAAAGAUACCUCACUGUUCUGAGUGCCACCAUCCAGGAUCUUACAAGGAACAUGAGCACAGUGGAUGUAAAUUCUGUGGAAGUGCCAGAUACUGCAAACCCAAUGAUUCCAAAUGUUUCUGCCCUUGUGAAUGGCAUCAGUUAGAGCGAGUGAAACAAGCAAGUGCAGUGGAGGACAAUAUCAGAAAAAAAGCUAACAGUUGUGAGGGCUUUCCAUUCACUGAGGUUAUCCAAGAGUUUCUUGUAAACAAGAAUAAAUUGAUCAGCAUAAAGGAAUAUGAAAGGCCGAAUUUGUUGUCCUUUCAGAUAUUUGCUUCUGAUAAGAUGGAAUGGACCAAACAUUAUGCUUGUAAGAAACUGUUAUCACUAUUGACCCGUUACGAUAUGAUCCAGAGAAAAUCUGGAUACAUUGAUUCAAAACAACUCCAGGCAAUACGGGUAGUCAAGACACGUAUUAAAAAUGGAAUUCCUUGUUUUGAAAUUGAGUGGCAAAAACCAGAACAUUAUGUUGAUGCAGAAGAUGAACCUGUGGAGUUGUUUGUAAUUACAGUAGAAGAGGAGUCUUUGUUUCGGGCUGCUUAUCCUGAUAUUGUUGCACUUUAUCAAGUGGAAAAAUUAGAAGUUCUGAAGAAGAAACAGAGAAACGGUAAAAACAGACCAAAAAAAGAGGAGGUAUCAGAUGUUCAUGAUGAAGUUAGCUAUCUCCUGUCUCAAAUGAAUUUAAAGUCUAGAUCUGGAAUUCUUCCUCUGCAAGACUGUACAUCAGAGAUAAAAACUGCUCCAGAUGAUCAGGUACAUCAGAAGAGUGUUGAACCUAAAGAUCUAGUGUCAGCUGCAGCUUCCCGUGUGACAACGGUUCAAAUGCCAGUAUCGGCAGCUACUCUUCCUCUGAUUGCAUCACCUUACUCACAGACUGUGUUGGCUGACUCAUCUGUAUUGCCAGCACAAUUGACUAAAAAUUUGGGGAUGUCAUCUUCUUCCUCUGUAACAGCUGGUCUACAGCUGAGCACUGCUGAUUGGGAAGGAACCUUUUUCAGUGCUUCAGCAGCCCGUGGGGGUGAUACCCAUGAUCCAGCAGCUGAGUUAACUAGGUGCAUGAAACAGUCACAUUCACCAGGUCAUGAAACAGUAAGAAUCUCAGAGUAUUCUGAUGCUAUGCAGUCUGAUGAACACUAUUCUGAUAGUGCAGAUGAUUUGGUUUCAGAUGAUGCUGUGGAACAACUUCAGAAGUGGUGUUUAAGUGAGCGAAUAGUAAAGAAGAAUUCCGUUCCAUCAAAGCCUGUGUUGUCUGAAGAUAUAAUGCAACUGAAGUCUUUGAAGUGUUUUGAAAAAACAAAAGAAACAUUGUAUCCUGAUAAAGAUUAUAUCUCAUCCUCAUGCCAUUUAAAUAAACUUGUACAGGAAAGUAAAAAUGUGCUAUCAGAAAACUACACAAGGGAAUCCAGCAUACACAUGUGUCGAGAUCAGUACAAAAAACCUGACAGCCUGGCCGAAAUGAUGCAAAAAGACAGUAAUACAAGUGGGUCAACAUCUCAAACCCUCAGUGGGCAAACAACAGAGAUGCCGCAUUCUGGGUGUGAAAUGCUUCCAGCGUCUCAAAAGCCAGCAGAUGUAACAGGUUGUCAAGUUAAAAAAGCUUGUACUCAAACUGGUUGGAAAACCUCUUUUAAAAAGAGUGUGUGUCAGAACCUGUGUUCUUCUAGUGAAGACAGUGAUGAUGGGAACAUGAAUAAAAAUUUGAUGUAUGAGGAGCAUAAAAGGCAACUGAACCCUAGUCAGUUUAAAAAAUCUUCUACAAAGAAAAAAAGGAGUAACAUUGCUAGCAAAAGAACAAACAGUGACUCAGCCCUUACAAUGAAAGGGGAGAAGAGAGAGACCAAUUUUAAAAAAGCUGCUAGUAAUUUCUCACUGCAGAUUUCUCCAAAACUGUCCUCUGUAGUGGAAGUUAAUUGUUCCCAAAGUCCAGAGCAACUGCUUGAGAGCUCAGGUUCUGCACCCACACAGCAAGGCAAAAGUGCUGUUCAAACUUACUCAUGGGCAGACAGUCCCCUUCCCCUGUCUGAAAGAUUAAAAGGAAGGCUCAAAAUCAGUUAGGUUCUCUGUCAAAAAGAUAGUAACAAUUAACUCUGAACCUUCAGCUCUGGUUACAGAGUUCUUUCUCAAAAUUUCUUCAGUGCACUCCAUUUUUAAGUGAACAUAGUUUUGAUGAGUAAGAGCUAUGGAACGCUGUGUACUGUAGCUGAGGUUUGAAACUAAAAAGUGAAGGUACCAUGUACUGAUUGUAGGCAAGUGCCAGUUAUUCAGAACUUGAUUAUGUAUUGAACUUGAUAUAUAUAUCAAUACGUAUGUCAAGAUAUAGUAUACAAUGGAGCAGGGGGUGUUAUUUGCAGAAUAAGGAUUUCUUUCCCAACCAGUUGUGAGAAUUUUGUGUACAGCUAUUAGUCCUCCUGCUUCUGAAAACAGACUUAUUAAAAUAGUAUCUGCACUGCUGUUGAAUAUUCUUAAUAAGACAAAGUGAUAAAGCUCUUUCCAGAUGAAAUUUUCCAUUCUGCUCCACUAACUUAAUUUUGCUCGUUUCAAAAUGGAUUUUCAAAUCUCAGGAUGCCAGUUGUGUUGAUUAUCUCUGAAGGACCAGAUAGAGACACACAGCAGAUGUACCUCGCAGGGUAGCUAAAUUUGUAUCUGCCAUGCACUAUAAUAAACUGUUCUUUGAGUGUGUGCAUCUUCCAAAGAAUGGAAUCAGCCAUGUAAGGAUAUUCCGGUUUUGUUGCUGUUACAUCUAAUAUUUAAGGAGAUUUGAUGGCUGUUUUAAUCAAACAUUUCUAGUUUGGGGCAUCUUUUUUCUUAAGAUAUAAAAUGCUGUCUAACACUACUACUUAGAAUUAAGGUUUAAGUUACAGAAAAUCAAAAAUCAGGUGAUGAAAUUGCAGAUUCUUUGAAGAAUCUUAUACAGAUGUUUUUAAAGGGAGAACUUGAAUGAAAUUUCAUUCGGGAAGGUGUUCUUCCUUCUUCAAUAUAAAGCAUUCUCUGUUCAUACAGACAAAAAAGUCUUUGUUAACAGCUUACUUCAACUUACCUGUGUUUAAGUGGUUAUUACUUCUUCUAUGGAUCAACCAGAAGGAAGGCCACAUUUACCAACAUGGAAUGUUAAAAGUAUAAAUUUAGAAUAUCAUGCCUUAAUUAAAAAGUCAACUUUUUCAUCAGGAAGGCCAAGGCUGUAGAAGUCAGGAAGCUAAAUUCCAAAUGGUGUGUGAGGAAGAAACAGGUAACCUAUAGCUAAUGGUAAUUAGCAAAAAUGACAGUUUAUUUUCCUCUGUGGGUAGAUGGAGAAAGUUUAUAUAUAGUGGCUUUUCCAUAUGAGAAAUUAUGGAAAUGAGCACAAGGUCCAAAAUACUGGAAACUUAUUUUCAGUUUUGAAGGUGAUGUCUCUUCUGAGUACUGUUAACUGCCCAGCUGAUGUAAGAGGGUAGCUGGAAGCAUAGAAUUACUGAGAUUGUAAGAGCAGCAGUUAGUCACAAGGGAACCCUAAAUGGAGACAUUGCUUAUGCAGUGGUCAGUAGUGGAGAGGUCAGACUCUUCUCUUUUUUUUUUUUUUUUUUGUAUGUUUAUUUUGGAAAAACUUUGGUGUUGGUUAUGUAUGAUUCUUUUCCUUGCUGAUGAGUUUAACUACUGAAAGUGAGAAGCAAGAGUUUGAAUUUUCAUUAAUA